This is a messenger RNA of Cladophialophora immunda, 1399 nucleotides long. RefSeq lists its product as uncharacterized. The transcript has a single exon. Lineage: Eukaryota; Fungi; Ascomycota; Eurotiomycetes; Chaetothyriales; Herpotrichiellaceae. Bases 311 to 1399 code for a protein of 362 amino acids. The record is from RefSeq and is a predicted model, not a curated record.
CGAGGGACCUCUCUUCCAUCCAACUUUAUCCACAUACGUCACCAAGAACGGCGGCUUUGCGAAGAAUCUCGGGUCCAGGGGCACAAUCCGCUCUGGGCGGAGUGAGGUUUCACGCAGAAUGGAACGACAUAUAAAUUCGAGGGGCACCGGCGCGCUCAGGAGGAAUGGACCAUCAUUGCCAUCAGCACCAGCGGGGCACAACCAACAAGCAACACAAUCGGCCAUUUACAAGGACCAGACUGACAAAAUCUCCCUGAUCACACUUCUCCGCGUAUAAUCAAAACCUGAAGACUCUCAAAAAAAAAAGGACAUGGCCCCCCGUCUCACCUGGACGCCCGACUCUCUGCCGUCGCUGGAAGGGCGCACCUAUGUGGUGACAGGCGGCAACGCGGGGAUCGGGCGCUGGACGGUGCACCACCUCGCGCUGCACGGGGCGACGGUGUACAUGACGUCGCGGUCGGCGGAGAAGGGGGCGGCGGCGAUCUCGGCGAUCACGGCGGCGAUCCAGACGACACACCCAGCGGAGACGGCGGACGGCGUCGCGGCCCGGAUCCACCUAGUGGUGAUGGACCUGAUGUCGCUGCGGUCGGUGGUGGCUGGGGCGCGACGCAUCCGGGCCGAGUGCGCGCAACUGCACGGGCUGGUCAACUCGGCGGGCAUCAUGGCGACGCCGUACCUGCGCAGCGAGGACGGCUACGAGGCGCAGUGGCAGACCAACUACCUGGCGCACUGGGUGCUGACGCAGCACCUGGCGCCGCUGCUGGAGGCGACGGCGCGGACGGCGCCCGAGGGCUGCGUGCGCGUGGUCAACGUGAGCUCGAUGGGCCACGCCGCGACUUUCAAGGACGGGAUCCGCUUCGACGACACGGGGCUCCAGGGCGCCUUCACCUUCCGGCGCUACGCCCAGAGCAAGCUCGCCAACAUCCUGCACGCCAACGCCCUGCACGCGCGGUACAACACCAAGGCCUCAUCUUCUCUCCCACCCUCCUCCGCUCCUGCUCCUCGUCACACUCCCGAGUCCGAUUCUACAACUACCGAACCAACCAACGCAGACGCCGACGCCACGGCGCCGGCGCCGCACAUCUGGGCCAUCUCGCUGCACCCAGGCAACAUCGACACGCAGCUGAACGCGCGGGCGUGGGGCGGCUCCACGCUGGCGCCCCUCCUGCGCUGCAUGGGCGUCUACCUCACGCCGGAGCAAGGCAGCUACAACUCGCUGUGGGCGGUCGCGGGCGCCGAGGUCACGCGCGCCAUGUCGGGCGGCUACUUCGUGCCCGUCGGCGAGCGCAAGGCGCCCAGCAAGUUGGCGCAGGACCGCCCGGACGGAGAGCUGGCGCGGCGGCUGUGGGACUGGACUGAGAGGGAGAUGAGGGCGAAGGGGUUCUUGGAUGGGGUGUGA